Molecule: messenger RNA, 4278 nt
Organism: Hevea brasiliensis (rubber tree)
Lineage: Eukaryota; Viridiplantae; Streptophyta; Magnoliopsida; Malpighiales; Euphorbiaceae
Exons: 5
Coding region: 730-3900 (1056 amino acids)
Source: RefSeq, a predicted model, not a curated record
GGAAGGUAGAGAGAAUCUAGAAAAUGUGAAAAACAAAUGUCCCAUAUCUUUCACAUCCUCAAAAACCCAUAAUAUAAAAAAGAAAAUUUGAGGGGGAAAUUUAAUAAAAAAGAAAAAAAAAAGAAGAAAAGUGAAACAGAAGAAAUCAUUGAACCAAAGCUAUAGGUGAAGCAAAGCGUAUUAGAAUAAUAGGAGACCACAAGUUGACAAAUUUGAAGUCAUUGUUUCUUUGAGAGGAGACUUUGUGUUUAGAGGAAAGAUCUCUCUCUCUCCCUCUGGGAUUGUGGGGGAUCUCUCUAUCCUCACAUAUCAGAUACUGGCCCAGCAGAUCUGAGUUAUUUUCUCUCUAUAUGUUGUUUUGUCUGGGGAUGAUUCAAAAUUCUUCAAGAGCUGUGCAGAGUCACCCAACCUUUUUUCUGGGUUGUUGGGGUCUUUGUGAAUUUGUUUUUUGUUGGGCUGGCACUAGCAAUUUUCAUGGAGCUAGCCGAGUUUCUUGAGAACUCAUAGGGGAGGUUUUAUAUAUGGUGGUGGUGGUAGUAGUGGUGGAGGAUGCUGUAAGUUUACAUCUUGACGCUACAAGCAUAUAUAAAUUAGUAAUUGAAUGAAAAAACACACGGAGAGUGUAGCAUUGAAAUGAAUUGUAAGCUGCCUUUUGGAAGGAUGAAUUGCUUCUGAAAAGAAAUCUGUUGAUCUCUCUCAGUUGGUUCGACUUCAACUUCAUUUGCAGGAAUGGGUACUAAAAUGCAGCCUAAGAUGUAUCUAUCAGGAUAUUAUCCCAUGAGGGAUUUAAACGACGGUACUGGCAAUGUUACCUGGCCUUCUCAUCAUGAAAACAAAACCUUUGGGCAGUACUAUGACAUAUUCACAGCAAGGCCGGCAAUAGAUGGAUACUUGGGAUAUGAUAAGGAACAGUUGAGGCAAACUAUAUUGAAGCAUGAAACCAUAUUCAGGAAGCAGCUCCAUGAACUGCACCGUCUUUAUAAAAUACAAAUGGAGAUGAUGAAUGAAGUGAGAAGUGAGCAACCACAGAAACACCUCAAACCCAUGGGGACAUCGCAAUCGAGUUUUUUGGCCUUUCCAUCUCUAGAUGACAAAAACAGGUGGCAGGAUUCUAGUUUGCCUCUGGUGGAUUUUAGUCAUCAUAUACCAUCUGCAUCAGGUGCUGAUAGUAUCCAAUCAUACUUCAGUUCCAUGAAUGUGAAGAUCUUGCAAUCUGGUUGUGGUUCUACCCAAAAUGGUUCGAGGUCUAAGGAGUAUGAAUCUCUUGAAUUUAAACGCAAGAAUCUCCAGAGAAGAUUGUUUGACCUUGAACUUCCAGCUGAUGAAUACAUGAAUGAUGAAGAGGAAGAACAAGGGGCGUCUGGAGGGUCAGGGGUGGAAAGUUGUCCUGCUAAUAGGAAUUGUGAUAUUGCUUGUGAGAAAAAUGGCAACUUGUCUACUCACAGUGGAGCUUACUCUAUUUGCAAUGGAGAUGCUUCCAGUUCCAAUAUGAAUUUAAAGCGGAACUUGGGUUUCACUGAUCUGAAUGAACCUGUCCAGAUUGAGGAAGCAUCUGGUACAGCUUCUGUUGAUAUUCUAGACAAUUUUAUCUCCUUUAGAGAAGGGAUACAAAGGAUAGAUCUUUCUGCAAGUUCUUGUUCAGGUUUUUUGGCUAAGGAAACUUCCCAAAGCCCACCUAAAGAAAAGUAUGAGGGAGUUAACUUACGUAAUCAGCAUUUAGAGGAUGAAAAGAGACAAAAGGAAUGGUCGCCUUUCACUUUUAACCCUGGCCAAACUACAAGCAAAAAAAGUCCUCAGAAUGAAGGUUUUAAGUGUGAUUAUUUGCCUGCAAUAUGUGAAUCAUCACAAGUUGGAUGCCAGAAAGCCCAAGAGCCGGAUCAGAACAGGAGGGAGAAACCAACAAGGAAGACAAUUUUUGGUGCGGAAAUCUCUGAAGCCAAUCAUGAUGCAUCUGUUGUAGCUUCAGAUACUCUACAGCCACUCGUUCCUCAAUCAAGUGUUGCUAAUUCUGAGUCAUCCUCCAUUUCAUCUUGGAAGAAACAUCCAGCUAGCUGGACACAGAAUCUGACAUCUGUUCCAGGAAAUUCUUGCUAUGGUGCUUUUCCUAAACCAGAUAAUGGUUCAACCACAUUGAUGCAUGGCCAUGAAGUUACAGGGAAUGGUUCACUUGUUAAUAACAAUGUAAAAUUGGUUUCAAGUUUGAAAGCUGAACCAUCCUACCAAAAUAGCUCAUGCCUUUUUUCUCAGUUGGAUUCCAAGGAAUCUCAGGUGUGCCAUGGAUCAGUAGGCUUUGGCUACCCGAAUGGCUUCGGUGAUAGUAAUUCUGCUUCUGAACAAAUUCCCCAACAUGGUCCUACACAUAACUUUGGUGGCUCGGGCUGGAUGGGGAAUUCAAAGUCUUCAGAGGUAGCAAAUGCAGUUCUUCCAAAAAGUUGCCAGAAUGAAGCAAUUUUUUCUGAUUCAAAACUAAUAUUUGUUGAUGGUACAAAGAAGGAAGAAAAUCCAAAAGGAGGGUUUUCUUGGCUUAGAGAUAUUUCAUUUUGUAAUGGAAAAAAUUCCAAAGAAAGGAAUGGUUCUCAUCAGGUAAAUUCUCAGCAUUUUGCCAUCAAAGCUGAAACAAUGAAGAACCCCUCUCAAAGCUUGAUUCAGGAUUCGUCACUGAUGACAGAUUCCAAUGUCCAUGUUGCUGAGGACAGAAGAACUGAAGUUGGUGACUGUCCAAGCAGUGGUAAAAUUCUUGGAAUUCCUAUUUUUGAAAAGCAAAUGUCCAAGGACUUGCCAUCUGUAAGCUCUUUCUCGGAGCGAGGUUGUGCUUUGGAAAUUAAAGGUGCUUAUUCUAUUAAAGCUGGGUCACUUCUUGCUGAUCUAAAUCAUGAUCCUAUGCCAUCUGAAUCUGGAGAGACACAAAACUCAAAGAGUCUGGUUGCAGAAGAGGGAUCAGUUGAUUGUAGUGAUAAUUUAAGAAAUCACAUUGAUUUGAAUGUGAGUGUGACUGAAGAAGAGGCUCAACCAACACCUUUCUCUCCACAAACUAAGGUGAAGGUUGCACUUGAGAUAGAUUUGGAGGCACCAAUAGUUCUGGACAGUGAAAUAGAUAUUACUUCUGGAGGUGAAUUUGUAGAGAGCAAACUUAAAGAACCAUUUGACUCAAUAAAUGAUGAAUCAAGGGACUUUAAUGAAGGCUUUCUGAAGGAUGCAGCUGAGGUCCUAAUUGCCAUCUCAUCAUCAUGUGCGCAUGAUAUUCAAGAUGAUACCAGUCAUCACCAAGUGGAAGCUUCAGUGAGUGAAUCCCUUAAAUGGUUUGCAGAGAUAAUUACUUCUUACAAGGUUGAGGUUGAGAAUAAUGUAUCAGUUUUAGCUGGUACAGAUAGUACAGAUCGUGGAGAUUCCUUGCCAAAUGGUGUCGAUUAUUUUGAGUAUAUGACGCUAAAUUUGACAGAAGCCAAGUUAGAAGAGUAUCACUGUGAGCCUCAGACUAUAGAGAACUCAAAGGAUGAAGUCAUACUGCUAAGACGACCUCGGAGAGGUCAGGCAAGAAGAGGAAGGCAGCGGAAGGACUUUCAAAGGGAUGUACUUCCUGGUCUUGCCUCUCUGUCCAGGAAUGAUGUGGCUGAGGAUCUUCAGACCAUCGAAGGGCUUAUUAAGGCAACGGGUGGCAUUUGGCAAUCAAGUUUCUCACAGAGGAACUCUCCUAGGGGCAAAGGAGGGAGGGGGAGAAAGCGUUUAGGGGCUAAUGCUACCUCCCCUGCAGUAACUGCAGUUUGCCCACCUCAGACCCUGCAACCUAAAUGCGGGGAGCUGGUACUUGAGGAGACUAGACUAACAGGAUGGGGAAAGAGGACAAGGCGUCCGCCAAGACAGAGAUGUCCGAUUAAUCAUCCUCCUUUUCCAUUACAAUAAAGAGAGAGAGUUCAAAUGAUGUUGAAGGUUUUCCACAUUGUACAGGAAGACCCUUCAAUUUUUCAGGCCUGUUGAGAGCGUUCAAAUGGCUUCGCCUGUCAAAUUUUUCAGGCCAGGAAGAUCCACAUUGUACAUGCUUUCUUUCUUGAUUUUCAAUUCGGUAUCCUUCAAUUUUCAGCAUUCAGGGUGUGCUUGCUUCUCUAGUUGCAAAAUAAGUUAUAUUGAUCCUUAUUGACAUAAAACUGAUUUUUUUUUUCUUCAAUAAUAUUUAAUUCCAGCUUAGUGUGUGAUAUAGAUUAAAAGACAUGGUUUGGAAGUUGGGGAACCUCACAUUCCCUGAAUUCAAGAGUUAAUGUGUAUGUUAUUUUUCCUGCUUGA